AAGGAAUGAAAAGAGAGAGGUUUGUACAGCUUAAACAUCCUUUACCUGAAUCAGAUCUGUCUGUUUGACAACAUUAAAUAAUUUAUAAUCUUACUCUGUGUGUUGUUUUGUGAGGAUGAGGUUUGUUGUGAAUCUUCAGUGUAUGUGGCGGAUCGGAGCUCCAGUGAAUGUCUGGAUUCAGUGUGGAUGAGCAGAGAUCAGAGCCGCACACCACAGCCACUGCUGGACUCUAAACUCUCUGAAGAGAAAUCCGGACACACACAGGACUCCGAGCUCAGUCUGACUUUACUCUGUUAUACUGAGUCAAAGCCCACAGACGCUCAGGACACUACAGUGUGUGACAGUAAUCAGGGCUUACAGGAUGAGGAAUCUACUGAUCAAACCUCCACAGAGUCUCUGGAUUCUGUCUGGAACGCUGGAGAACAGCAGCAGAUCCUGCAGACCAAACUCAAGAUGUGUUCAGUCAAACUCAUCGACUGCACGAACCUCACGAUGAAGAUUAAAACUGAACACACAGAAAUAAAAACUGAACCUGCAGAAUUAAAAACUGAACCUACAGCAGAUGAAUAUGAAGACAAUCUUAAUGAUGGUCAUGAUUUUAUUCUGUCAGUGUUGAUGAUAAGAUGGAUGUGAUGUGCUGUAAAUCAGGAACUGAUCAGGGCUUACAGGAUGAGGAAUCUACUGAUCAAACCUCCACAGAGUCUCUGGAUUCUGUCUGUAACGCUGGAGAACAGCAGCAGAUCCUGCAGACCAAACUCAAGAUGUGUUCAGUCAAACUCAUCGACUUCAGGAACCUCAUGAUGGAGAUCAAAACUGAACCCACAGAAAUAAAAACUGAAACCACAUCUGAUGAAUAUGAAGACAAACACAGUGAUGGUCAUGAUUUUUUUCUGUCAGAUGUAAAGAGUGAAUUAUGUUUGGAUGGAGAAAUAACGUCCUCGACUCUUUCCUCCAUCAGCGGUGGAGAGACAUUGAGAUAUUUAGAGAGAAAACACACAGAACAUGAACAUCAUCUGAAGAAACACACCAAUGAGAGACCGUAUCAGUGCAAGUCACACCAAACACUACACACUAAAGAGAAACCCUUUCAAUGUUCACACUGUGAUAAACAUUUCAGUCAUAAAUCUCAUCUGAUAGUCCAUGAGAGAAUUCACACUGGAGAGAAACCUUACGUCUGUAGUGUUUGUGGGAAGAGUUUUACUCGACAUCAACAUUUAGUGAAUCACCAGAGAACUCAUACAGGUGAAAAACCUUACAAAUGCUCUCAGUGCGAGAAAACGUUUACUCAGUCAGGUUCCUUAAAAGACCAUCAGAGACUUCAUACUGGAGAGAAACCUUACAAAUGUUCUCGGUGUGAGAAGACGUUUACUCAUUCAGGUCACUUAAAAACCCAUCAGAGAGUUCACACUGGAGAGAAACCUUACGUCUGCUCUCAUUGUGGAAAGAGCGUCUCUGAUUUAAGUUCUUUUAGAGUGCACGAGAGACUUCACACUGGAGAAAAAUCUCAUCAUUGUAAUGUUUGUGGGAAGAGUUUCAGUCGACGUGACAGUUUAGUGACACACCAGAGAACUCAUACGGGUGAAAGACCUUACAAAUGCUCUCAGUGUGAGAAGACGUUUACUCAUUCAGCUUCCUUCAAAGUCCAUGAAAGAAUUCACACUGGAGAGAAACCUUACCAAUGUAAUGUCUGUGGGAGGAGUUUUAGGCAACAUGCUAAUGUUUUAAAGCACCACCGAGUUCAUACAGGAGAGAAACCUUACAUCUGCUCUCAUUGUGGAAAGAGCUUCCCUGAUUUAAGAUCUAUUAGAAUCCACGAGAGACUUCACACUGGAGAGAAACCUCAUCACUCGCAACAGUGCCUGGUAUCGGACACUCUUAUGCAGGCAGGGGGAGGGGCGGGGCUGUUUUUCCUACCCUCCACCGCCACUUUCAGAGCGCCUUCUCUCUCCAGUACAGCAGGAGGCGCUCUGCAGCUCUUUAGUCCGCCAAUAAACCCACUAAAGAAAGAAAGAAAGAAAGAGCUCACGUGUGAUGUGUUUGUAUAUCCUCAGUGUUUAUUGAGUGUAAACGGAGUCUUGUCUCUGUGUAUUUUAGUGUUGAUGAUGGAUGUGAUGUGUUGUAAAUCAGUAGGAACUGAUCUGUCCAUGCUGGAUAUUGAUGAUUUCAUCACAGAAAUCUCUCAGCUGAAGAAAGAGGUGGCGUUACUGGAGACAAAGCUGAGGUUAAGAGGAGAUGAAGGACUGAAGAGAGAGGACUCCGAGCUCAGUCUGACUUUACUCUGUUAUACUGAGUCAAAGCCCACAGACGCUCAGGACACUACAGUGUGUGACAGUAAUCAGGGCUUACAGGAUGAGGAAUCUACUGAUCAAACCUCCACAGAGUCUCUGGAUUCUGUCUGGAACGCUGGAGAACAGCAGCAGAUCCUGCAGACCAAACUCAAGAUGUGUUCAGUCAAACUCAUCGACGGCUCGAACCUCAUGAUGAAGAUCAAAACUGAACCUACAGAAAUAAAAACUGAACCUACAGCAGAUGAAGAUCACACUGAGGAAGAUGAAGACAGUCAUGAUGAUGCUUUUAUUUCUUCAGAUGUGAAGAGUGAAUCAUUUUUGGAUGGAGAAAAAACGUCCUCAACAUCAGAAGAGAGACUGACAGCACAAACUCAAGAGAAGAAACUUCAUUCAGAAGAGCACAGAGAGAAGAAGAAGAAGAAAAAGUUUAACUGUCAGCAGUGUGGGAAGGAUUUUGUCGUCUUAUCUCAGCUGAAAAGUCACAUGAGGACACACAGUGGUGUAAAGUCUUUCUCCUGCACUGAAUGUUGCAAAUACUUCAGCACCAAACACAAUCUUGCUGUUCAUCAGAGAAUUCACACAGGAGAAAAACCAUACGAGUGUCCUCACUGUGAGAUGAGAUUCAACCACAAAUAUUAUUUAAAAAAACACAUGCGUUUACACACUAAUGAGAGACCGUAUCAGUGUAGUAAAUGUGAAAAAACCUUUAAAGAUUCAGGUUCAUUAAAAUUACACCAGAAAAUUCACUCUGAGGAGAAACGCUAUCAGUGUUCACACUGUGAUAAAGCUUUCAGUCAUGAAUCUCAUCUGAUACGCCAUAAGAGAGUUCACACUGGAGAGAAACCGUUUCGCUGUGAUGUUUGUGGGAAGAGUUUCAGUCAACAUUACAAUUUAGUGCCACACCUGAGAACUCAUUCAGGUGAAAAACCUUACAAAUGCUCUCAGUGUGAGAAGACGUUUACUCAUUCAUUUUCCUUAAAAACGCAUAAGAGACUUCACACUGGAGAGAAACCUUACCACUGUAGUGUUUGUGGGAAGGAUUUUAAUCAACGUGAAAAUUUUUUGAGACAUCAGAGAACUCAUACAGGUGAAAAACCUUACAAAUGCUCUCAAUGUGAGAAGAAAUUUGCUUAUUCAAGUAGGUUAAAAGUCCAUGAGAGGGUUCAUACUGGAGAGAAACCUUACAUCUGCUCGAUCUGUGAAGAGAGAUUUGCUUCUUUUAGAAGUCUUCAGCAUCAUCAUAAGAAGAAACAUACUGAAGAACAAACUACACUGAAAUCAUCAUAGUGCCAAUGAGAUCUGAUCAUAACGCCACAUUCCCAGAGCCAAUGUAGUAUGUCAAAAGAGUGAGACGUGGCGGUACAGCACACAAAACUGUAUUUACAGCGCACGCAAUCACACCAUUGAAACAUUUAUACAAGUGAUCGAAGGACAUCCUGAAAUACAAAUGAAAACGAUCAAGAUACAGUUUCAACUCUUGUAUCAAUCUAAUGAACUCCCCCUGCUCUUCUCGUUCCUGAAGAAUGGAGCGUAACCAAUAACGAACAUUCUAUUGGUUGUAUUGGGAAUUUUAUUGGUUCUAAUGGAAUAUAGCCCAAAACACACUACAGUGUAGUGGUUUUUAUGGUAAAAGCUAAUGGUUCCUAUUGGUAUUUUAAUGGAAACCAUUAGAAUUUUCUGUAACGGUUUUAUUGUUUUUUAAAAUGAGUCGUAGUUGAAUGACGAGGGGAAAUAUCGCGUUCAUAUUCACAGGCGAUUUAUCCGUGAUUAUGAAUGCGAUAUUUCCCCGCUCAUCAGUGAACUACGGCUCUGUGUAGUAAAAGCCGCUCCAUCUGAAAGCAGAUGAUGGUGAUUUAUUACAACUCCAGAAACCGGCUUUACUGACGAGAUGCACGUGACAAACACAUGAGAUUAAUUGUGCAGCCUAAUGUCAUGAGAAUGUUGUGAUGUCCACUGUCAGCGUUUGGUAUAAUAACACCUCCUCAUUUUAGCCAGAGCAUCGAAAAUACAACUAAGAUUGUUCAAUAAAACAUCUUUAUUUAAAUCGACAUCACUUUGUCGCUGUUGAUUUGAACUGACAACAGAAUUAAUGUUAGCAUAGCAUAACGAACUGAGUUUAUUCUUUAAAAUUUUAUCUAUGCAUUUUUCACUUACCAAACCACUUCUAUAAUACCCUUGACAUUGUGCUAAACAUGAAGUAUAAUCAUAACAGCAAAAUGUUCCCAGAUAGCAAGCAACCAUUAAUGUUAAAAACUGUUUUUUGAAUGUUUGUUGCAUUAAAUUAAUACCAGAUUUGCAACCUCCAUUAGUGUAAAAAAAUACAUUUCAACAAACCACCAUUGUGGUGAUCAGUGUUUGCUUUAGAUGAGGGCCCUUGACUUUUCAUUUCAAGCGAUGACCUGUUUCUUGGUUGUGUG
Molecule: messenger RNA, 4705 nt
Organism: Paramisgurnus dabryanus
Lineage: Eukaryota; Metazoa; Chordata; Actinopteri; Cypriniformes; Cobitidae
Source: RefSeq, a predicted model, not a curated record